UUAAAUAAAUUUUACAAUAUUUAAAACAAUAUUAAAAAAAUAAAAUGGGUAACAUUAAAUUUGUUUGUAUUGGUUUUUGUGCUACAUCAUGCUGUGUUCUUAGAGCAUGAAAUUGAGAUUGAACAAUAAUAUCAUUGGAUCGAAGAAUUUCAAAAUCGAAUUUUAUUUGAUUACCAAAAAUGAUCGAAUUAAAUUAAAUGUCUAUUAUGAAACACUUUGUGGGGACAGCAUAAUAUUUUUCCGAAGACAUUUGACAAGAUCUUUGGUUUCAAAAAAUCUAUUAGAAUACGUUGAUUUAAAAUUAAUUCCGUAUGGUAAAGCUGAAAUUUAUGUUAAUCCACACACAAAUAAUACCGAAAUUAUAUGUCAACAUGGUCCAAAAGAGUGCGAACAAAAUGCAUUACAUGCAUGUGUCGUUGAAAAUAAUGGUAAUACUAAAGAUACAAUACUAUUACUUAAUUGUAUGAUGAAUGGAUAUAACAAUGAUAUUGAAUUUUGCUCCAAUUACUAUAGUAUUAAUGUGGAUGAUGCAAAAGAAUGUGCAAAAAAUAGAACUAUUAUUGAUAUUUUAAGACCAUUUGAAAUUGAAACCAAUAAAAUUUCUCUAACUUUUGUUCCAAGUAUUUCUUUUGAUGAUAAUUUUGAGGCGCAAGGACAAUACAACUUAAGAAACAAAUUUGAAUCAGAAUUAUGUAAAAGAUACAUAAACAAAUUUGGGUCUCCUAUCGAAGGCUGUCCAUGAUUUGCUGUUUCAACAAGAGAUGAACAAUUUUGCAGUUUUUUUUUAUAUUUUUAAAUAUUUUGAUUCUUGUUAAGCUCAAUAAAAAUUAUGUAAAAAAUAUAAUUCAUAUGUAAUGUA
Condylostylus longicornis is the source of this 859-nucleotide messenger RNA. Its product is annotated as GILT-like protein 3. Bases 107 to 742 code for a protein of 211 amino acids. Gene Ontology annotation, molecular function: oxidoreductase activity, acting on a sulfur group of donors, disulfide as acceptor. The transcript has 5 exons. Lineage: Eukaryota; Metazoa; Arthropoda; Insecta; Diptera; Dolichopodidae. The record is from RefSeq and is a predicted model, not a curated record.